Messenger RNA from Fomitopsis serialis, 1403 nucleotides. RefSeq lists its product as uncharacterized. The record is from RefSeq and is a predicted model, not a curated record. The annotation marks the transcript as partial. Gene Ontology annotation, molecular function: FAD binding. NCBI's taxonomy places the organism in Eukaryota, Fungi, Basidiomycota, Agaricomycetes, Polyporales, Fomitopsidaceae. The transcript has 13 exons.
AAAUGCAUGUCGUGCAAGUUGGCCACGCUACCUACAUCCGUAUGACGAUGGGAUAACCUUAAUGGAGGCAUAGAUCAGGUCUGCCUCCUUGAACAUCUGCAUAUGCGGGAGUUUAUGGAGCGUGUAGAAUGAACCCGUCUUGCUCCAGUUUCAGACUAUCCCUGGCGAGGUCUUUGAGCCUAUGCUUGAUGGGACUCACGCACGGCCCGUCGCUGGGACGGUCUGUCGCAUAUAAGCAGUGUCCUCCCAGACAUCGAGUAGUCCGGAAUCUCGCCUCGCGUCCGCCUCCCUACGCUCUUCCGGGUGUCGUCGUCUGGCUACCGACGAUCACCUCGCUCCGCGAUGGUCCACGUCAACGAAUUUGCUUCUACUGUGGUCGCUGCCCUGGUAUAUGUCUCUCUCGUCCAGGGACAAGGCACACUAUCAGUCUGUCAGCAGAUCUCGAACUCUGUAUCCCUGGCAUCUGGAGUGUUCUACGAUCCGGAGCCUUCGUAUAUCGCAGAUAUAUAUCACUAUGCUACGUCUAGUUCUCAGACCGCGGCGUGCUCUGUGGAGCCAGGAACGGUUGAGGAUGUUGGAACAAUUCUCACCAUCUUGGGAUCAACUAGGACACCAUUUGAUCAAAGGCGGGGGCAUAUCAUGAACCCCAACUACUCUUCCACCGCCGGCGUGCAGAUCGCGAUGUCGCGUUUUACUAGCAUCGAUUAUGACUCCAGCACAGGCACCGUUGCAGUUGGUGCUGGUAACAUCUGGGACAACGUAUACGAGGCACUGCUCCCGUAUAAUGUCAACGUCGUAGGUGGAAGAGUCUCGGGUAUCGGCGUGGCCGGAUAUACUCUAGGAGGAGGAUACUCGUAUCUGACGAACCAGUACGGACUUACAAUUGACACGGUUCGCGCAUUUGAGCUGGUCUUGCCCAAUGGUACGGCGACGAAUGUCACGGAAUCGACACAUCCAGAUUUGUUUUGGGCCUUGAAGGGUGGAUACAAUAACUAUGUGCGGUGGAAUCGUGACGACGUUUACUAUCAAACCUAUCCACAAGGCCUCGUCUGGGGUGGUCAAAACAUCAUCCUUGGCCAGUACGCCGACCAGGUCAAUGCGGCCACUGCCAACUUCGCCAACAACGUGACCGAUCCAAAGCAGCCCUCAUCACCACCUGUGAUCUCUUUGUUGAUGUUUUAUGAUGCGCCGUCCCAGCCUGCGGGAUCUUUGACGAGUUCCUGGCAUUCCCACGUUGGAAAGCAAUGUCCUCACUCGUACCUACCUGACCUGGUGCUCAGCGAGGAUACGAGUACUCGUCAAAUUGAGAGGGUAUUAAACACUGUCCCGCUCAUGGAAUUACGAUCCUCUCUGCAGGUACGCGAGAGCAAUAACUCCACGGCUCCUCUUAUGAACUACUGGCA